AUGAAAGUCCCCGUCGCUUGGUUGUCCUUGUUCGCGACCUCUGUUGUGAGCCUGUCAGCAACACAGAGCAUCAAUGAGCUCGGGGUCCUCACGCUCGUUCCAACGGCCGCGCCAGUGCCUCGAAACCUCGAUGUUGAUCUCGGGGUCGGGAUUGACCUUUGCGCCAUAGUGACGGCCUGGGUCACAGUGAGAAUCUCGAUUGGACUCGGGGACGAGCCGGUCACUGAGACCAUCACUGAUGAGACGACGGACACUAUUACUAUAUCCGCAUCGACAGUCACGGAUACCAUUACGCAAGUCAUCACUGAUGCCGGCCCAGGCGCGACAUCAACAGUGACAGUUACUGAUAGUGCAGCCCCGGGCGCGACAUCAACAGUGACAGUUACUGAUGCCGGCCCAGGCGCGACGUCAACAGUGACAGUUACUGGUAGUGCUGCCCCAGGCGCGACGUCAACAGUGACAGUUACUGAUAGUGCAGCCCCGGGCGCGACAUCGACAGUGACAGUUACUGAUAGUGCAGCCCCGGGCGCGACAUCAACAGUGACAGUUACUGAUGCCGGCCCAGGCGCGACGUCAACAGUGACAGUUACUGAUAGUGCAGCCCCGGGCGCGACAUCAACAGUGACAGUUACUGAUAGUGCAGCCCCGGGCGCGACAUCAACAGUGACAGUUACUGAUGCCGGCCCAGGCGCGACGUCAACAGUGACAGUUACUGAUAGUGCAGCCCCGGGCGCGACAUCAACAGUGACAGUUACUGAUAGUGCAGCCCCGGGCGCGACAUCGACAGUGACAGUUACCGGUAGUGCUGCCCCAGGCGCGACAUUAACAGUGACAGUUACUGAUAGUGCUGCCCCAGGCGCGACAUCAACAGUUACGACGACCAUCAGUGGUACAACUGUGACCGAGCCUGGGUCCACAGUGACAACCACAGUUGGGCGAUCGACGAUCACAGAUACUUCGACCUUGACGACGACUGUCGGUGAAUCGACGAAGACCGACUUUUUAACCAUCACAAUCUCCAUCGGUGGAUCAGAUGUCACGCAUACAUCUACUAUCACGGAAACGUCUACUAUCGCGCAUACAUCUAUUUCCACGCAAACUGUUGGCGACAGCACCGUGACCAGAACAUCAACUGUCACAGAAACAUCGACAUUUACUAAUACCGUCAGUGGAUCCACGGUGACUUUAUCAGCCUCCACUGUUAUUAGUACAGUUCCAGCAUCGACCAUCACAAGCGUCAUCACCGAACCUGCAAGUACGAUCACUUCUGCUGGAAGUACAACUACAGUCGCAGGUUCAACAACCACUGUGACCAUCACAAGCCCGACCAGUACUGUUACUGUUGUGGACACCGUUUCUGCGCCUGGGGAGACAAAGACACAGAGCAGCACUCUUACUGCCACUGUCACUGUGUCAACCUGUGCCAGCUUAAUCGCAAAUCCCACAUAUACGUCUCCCUCUCAGCUUCCAUCGGAUUAUACGUGGGCCGGCCUUCCAGCCAAUGGCUAUAUCUGCGCCCCCGAGGAUUGCAUCCCAGCUCCUGCUUUGACCUACAACCAAUCCAGCGAGACUGAUAAGUUUGGCAAGCAUUUCAAUGUCUCCGAGGAUUAUUUCAACCUUGAUCCGGAAAUAUUUGGUCUCAACUAUUCCAUCUUCCAGCUUGAAGACGGUGGGGUUGCAGCGUACAACAAGCGCAGCACUUUCUCACCACAGGUCAAAGCUAGAUCACUCUGGGAUCGAUUUGUAGAUCGAAGGGCCGAAAAAAGGGAUAUCGGCUCAGACGUUCCAGGAGUGUGCUAUAAUGAUUGUAAUGAUGCAGCACAAGUUCCCCAAAGCGUCGGGAAAAAGCCAUCUAUUUGCACAAGUGGUUCGCCAUUCCGGGUGAACCUGGGCAACUGCGAGGAGUGCGUCAGCAACUACGCAACUGGAAACUUGGAUAAAUAUUCAUCGACCCUUCUGCCUUCAUUUGAACAGUGGUUGACUUACUGUGAUGGCCAAACCACGGCUUCAGAAAGUACGACCUCCGAUACGAGCGCCACGACUACUAAGAGACCCAGCACCAGCACAAGCACCAGCACGAAGGCCUCUGUGGAUACGACAGCUACCACCACUCAGAGUGGUGGAACAGGCACUGCUACUAGGACUGAACCUCCAACUGCAACCGAUUCAACGGGUGCACAGACUAGUACACAGACUGGAACGGGUACUUCAACUGCUAGGCCACAUGGCACGACACUACUAUAUGGCUCGACACGAAUUGUUUCUGGUUCAACUGUAAUUGAAUCAGGCUCAGCCGUUAUAGAGUCCGGAUCAACAAUCGCCGAAACUAGCUCAGAGGUGACAGUGUCGCGAACCACGAAUGGGACAACCCCCAAACACACAGCUUCAACGCCUGAGAGCUCCAGUAUCACCUCAAGUGUAAGUUCUGAGAACCAUACGGUGACAGCAACCGUAACUGCCACCGUCGCCGGUGCGGCGCCACCAAAGAAUCUUCCUCCUCGAUUAUUCCUCCUAACACUCCUCUUCGCCAUUACGGUGCCAUUCCUUUAA
Penicillium cosmopolitanum is the source of this 2550-nucleotide messenger RNA. RefSeq lists its product as uncharacterized. The transcript is spliced from 2 exons. Bases 1 to 2550 code for a protein of 849 amino acids. The record is from RefSeq and is a predicted model, not a curated record. NCBI's taxonomy places the organism in Eukaryota, Fungi, Ascomycota, Eurotiomycetes, Eurotiales, Aspergillaceae.